Molecule: messenger RNA, 224 nt
Organism: Rotaria sp. Silwood1
Lineage: Eukaryota; Metazoa; Rotifera; Eurotatoria; Philodinida; Philodinidae
Source: the annotation of a GenBank genome assembly
UUUAUGUAUGUAUCGAUAUGUUUAAACAUGAACAACUGUUAGCUGCAGAUGAAAGACAAAGACAUGAAGCAGGAGCAGCUCCACCAAAACGUCGAAGAAAUAUUCGAAUAGCUGAAGAAUCAUUAAUUCGAUUGUGGAAUAAAUUAGAAAAAAAUCAAAUUAGCAGAGAAAAAUUUUUAAAAAGCGCUGGACUUCGUUAUUUUCAAUACUUAAAAAUUGAAUAA